Molecule: messenger RNA, 5335 nt
Organism: Arvicanthis niloticus (Nile rat)
Lineage: Eukaryota; Metazoa; Chordata; Mammalia; Rodentia; Muridae
Source: RefSeq, a predicted model, not a curated record
AUGUCGGAGCCCAGGAGGAGGGGCCGCGGCCGCGGCAAGAAACACCGAGAGGGAAGAAAGCGGGAGCGAGAGCCUGAUCCCGGGGAAAAAGCCACCCGGCCCAAGCUGAAGAAGAUGAAGAGCCAGACAGGAGAGGUGGGUGAGAAGCAGUCGCUGAAGUGCGAGGCAGCGGCGGGGAACCCCCAGCCCUCCUAUCGUUGGUUCAAGGAUGGCAAGGAGCUCAACAGGAGUCGUGACAUUCGCAUCAAGUAUGGCAAUGGCCGAAAGAACUCACGGCUACAGUUCAACAAAGUGAAGGUGGAGGAUGCUGGGGAGUACGUCUGUGAGGCUGAGAACGUCCUCGGGAAGGACACUGUGCGGGGCCGGCUCCACGUCAACAGCGUGAGCACCACUCUGUCAUCCUGGUCGGGGCACGCCCGGAAGUGCAAUGAGACAGCCAAGUCCUACUGUGUGAAUGGAGGCGUGUGCUACUACAUCGAGGGCAUCAACCAGCUCUCCUGCAAGUGUCCUGUGGGAUACACCGGGGACAGGUGUCAGCAGUUCGCAAUGGUCAACUUCUCCAAGCACCUUGGAUUUGAAUUAAAGGAGGCUGAGGAGCUGUACCAGAAGAGAGUCCUGACAAUUACUGGUAUCUGUGUGGCUCUGCUGGUCGUGGGCAUCGUCUGUGUGGUCGCCUACUGCAAGACCAAAAAACAGAGGAGGCAGAUGCAUCACCAUCUCCGGCAGAACAUGUGCCCCGCCCACCAGAACCGAAGCCUGGCCAACGGGCCCAGCCACCCUCGGCUGGACCCUGAGGAGAUCCAGAUGGCAGAUUACAUCUCCAAAAACGUGCCAGCUACAGACCACGUGAUCCGGAGGGAAGCUGAGAGCACAUUCUCUGGGAGCCACUCCUGUUCACCUUCUCACCACUGCCCCACAGCUACGCCCACCUCCAGCCACAGACAUGAGAGCCACACAUGGAGCCUGGACCGGUCGGAGAGCCUGACCUCGGAUUCCCAGUCAGGCAUCAUGCUCUCAUCAGUGGGCACCAGCAAGUGCAACAGCCCAGCAUGUGUGGAGGCACGAGCUCGGAGGGCAGCAGCCUACAGCCAGGAGGAGCGGCGCAGGGCUGCCAUGCCACCCUACCACGACUCCAUAGACUCGCUGCGUGACUCUCCACACAGUGAGAGGUACGUGUCAGCCCUGACCACGCCCGCGCGCCUCUCGCCCGUGGACUUCCACUACUCGCUGGCCACGCAGGUGCCGACUUUCGAGAUCACGUCGCCCAAUUCUGCGCAUGCUGUGUCGCUGCCGCCCGCCGCGCCCAUCAGCUACCGCCUGGCGGAGCAGCAGCCACUCCUGCGGCACCCGGCGCCGCCCGGCCCGGGACCGGGGCCCGGAGCGGACAUGCAGCGCAGCUACGACAGCUACUACUACCCGGCGGCGGGGCCCGGGCCACGGCGCAGCGCCUGCGCGCUGGGAGGCAGCUUGGGCAGCCUGCCAGCCAGCCCCUUCCGCAUCCCGGAGGACGACGAGUACGAGACCACGCAGGAGUGCGCGCCCCCGCCGCCGCCGCGGCCGCGCACGCGCGGCGCGUCCCGCAGGACGUCGGCGGGGCCGCGGCGCUGGCGACGCUCCCGCCUCAACGGGUUGGCGGCGCAGCGCGCACGCGCGGCGCGGGACUCGCUGUCGUUGAGCAGCGGUUCGGGCUGCGGCUCGGCGUCGGCCUCGGACGACGACGCGGACGACGCGGACGGGGCGCUGGCGGCCGAGAGCACGCCUUUCCUCGGCCUGCGAGCGGCGCACGACGCGCUGCGCUCGGACUCGCCGCCGCUGUGCCCGGCGGCCGACAGCAGGACUUACUACUCCCUGGACAGCCACAGCACGCGCGCCAGCAGCAGACACAGCCGGGGGCCGCCCACGCGGGCCAAGCAGGACUCGGGGCCCCUCUAAGGCCCCCCGCCUCGCCCGCCCCACGUCUCCAAGGAGAGCGGAGAUCACCGACUGGAGAGGGAAAAGGAGCGAACAAAGAAAUAAAAAUAUUUUUAUUUUCUAUAAAAGGAAAAAAGUAUAACAAAAUGUUUUAUUUUCAUUUUAGCAAAAAAAUUGUCUUAUAAUACUAGCUAACGGCAAAGACGUUUUUAUAGGGAAACUAUUUAUAUGUAACAUCCUGAUUUACAGCUUCGGAAAAAAAAGAAACAACAAAAAAAAAGAGAGAUGGGCCAAUUUUUUGACUCUUUAAUAGAAACCUAUAUUGUGGUGCCUUUUGCUGUACGCUAAUCUGGGGCUCCUGGAGAGCCGUCUGGGGUGCAGUGUGGGGAUGGGCGCUUGUAGGAUCCCAAACUGGUGGGCGGGGGGGGUGAGAAGAGGCAGGGAAAGAAGAGACUGUGAGGUUCUAAUGAGAAAGAAAAUGAAGAUAAGAUGGAAUUUUAUCUUCCCCAGUCCAGAUCUGGAGUCCUGAGCAGAGAGGGCAGGGAUCCUAGCCUUAGAGCUGGAAUUGAGGUUGGGUUAUUUCCAGGGGGAGACACAGGCUCCCCACUACAGCAACUAGAAUGGGGAAGGGUCCUCCCCAGCCCUCACAGUUGCUAAGGGAAAGAGGACAGAGAAGUCUGUCUCCCCACCAGCCCCCGGCCUAGGGAGGGGGCAGCUCUACCAGGGGCCCAACCUUCUCGGCUCCUCCUCCCCUGCGGCCUCCAGGACAUCCUGUGUCCUCUGCAGCACCUAAGUUUACAGGUCGUCUUUUCUAUUUUACGCCUGCAUGUCCUUUGCAUUUCAGAUUCUUUAGAUUGAAUGCAUGGUCACGCUGGGACCCAGAAGAGCCACUGCGACAGUGUAUUCGAUUCCCCUUUUAGCAAUAAAGUAACACCAUAUCCUUCACACAGUCCAGCUCCCGGCCCACCUAUGACUUCCAUCUUCCAGUCCUGCCCUCCCCAGCCAGCCCUCAAAACUGGAUCCAAUGCUAAUUUUUAAAAAAAAAAAAAAAAAAAAAAAAAAAAAAAGGCAAUUGUCUAAAAAGCAAACAAAAAUCCCAAACAGAAACAAAUGGGAACCCUGACAUGUCCAAACACCUGACUGUUGACACUUGAACAUUUUUAUAUUAUAAAUAAAAUCAGAAAUAACUCCUGUUUGACUGUGUGUACCUAGCCCCAGGUGAGGAGGGAAGAUAGGAGGGCCUAGGAUGAGGCACGUGGGUACUGGAAGAUUGCAUAGGGCCAAGGUAGUCCCUGAGCGGAAGUGACCCUCUCUCCAGUCCCUCUGGUCCCAGCUCCCAGGACCUGCUCCAAGUCUUCCUUCCAAAUCAUUUAUAAGGUGUCCCCCUGGGUGCUAAGGAACCCAGCCAAGGGACUGACGCAAAUCGUUCUGCUUUAAACUCAGCCUCAGAACUCCAGCCCCGUUCCUGCCCUACAGCUAGGAAGCUGGACUGGGGCAAGAGUUUUCUUCUGCCCAGGUGGGUGAAGAGGGAAGGGUUGUGGGGUUGGCACUGGAGCAGCGGAGGCAAAGAUGACCCUUGGGGCUUCAGGCAUGUCACAGGCAGAGUCUGGACAUGUAAGACAACAUAAUGGGUACCCUGAUUGCCAGAAGGACCAGAACAGCUGCAGCUCCUGAGCCCCAACUGUAUACCCCCCUCAGAGCCAGGGCCUGUCUAAACCUGCAGCUCUGACGAAGGUCUGAUCUCAGGCAUGGAGGAGGCAGAUAGAGUCCAGGGGAAAGAGUCUUUCUCGUCAGCUCCUUAGAAUGCCAGGAACCAAGAUUCCAGCCAGAACCUGAAGCCUUCUCUCCAAAGAGCUGGGGUGAAUGUGUAUACGUGUGUAUGCUUAUACACAGUCUUGAAAGUUCCAGCAUGGAUCUAGAAAGACGCUGACAGGAACAGGACAGAGAGGCGAAGAGCAGCAACAGGUUCUGAAUCUGAGCGCCAGCUGACCCUCACUAGCUAUAUGGCUAGUUCACUUAGUGAGAAAUAAGGAAGCAAUUGUUUACCUGAGCGAGCUGCUGUGGAGGUUACAUGCAGAUGGACCCGGCACUAUUCCUAAUUAGUAUCUAGUCUUGAUGGUAGUAGUGAUAGAAUCCUGUGCCUUGUAACCGUGAGUCACAAAGUGGCAAAAACUCAAUGAGGUGAUUAAGAAAAGUCUAAACUUAUAAAGUCAUUAUAUUCGUUAAGGGGUACUGAGGGGCACAUAUUACGAAGGGGGGAAAAAUGAAAGAAAACUUACUGGGCUGAAUGUUACACAAACCUGUAAAUCACGGCCAGGCCCCACCAGAAGACCCAUUCGAGCCUUCUGCUGUCUGUUCGCUUUCUUAGGGCAGUAAACCUUAUGUGUGACCUCUGAUCUCUAUGAGACCCCAGAUUAACUGUUAUGACCUCUUGGUGAGUCCACUGAUCUCAUUACAAUCUAGGUUAGUGUCCUCACUUAAACUCUGUGAGGGCUCUAAGUUGUUGCCUUCUAGGUUUUCAUCCAGAAACCACCGGUAGGACUCAAAUGACCCCGUUAACUUUGAGUGACCCCUCAGUGAACUCACUGACCUGUACAUGACCCCAUUUCAUUCCCUCAUCAUCUGCCCUGGAUUCUAAGAUAACCCACCAAGAGUCCAACAACUUAACCUCGUUGUUCACCGUUCCCCUUUUUGCAUCAGCCAGUCUUCAAUGGACAGGUAUGGUUGGGACCGGGGAGCACACUUGACCAGAGAGCCCUCUUGACCACCCUGACUCUCAGGUUUUAGCCUUGGGGAUGUUGAUUGAGUGUGUGACCUUUCAGGAAGCACUGCAGUCACUUCAGGCAACUUCCCUUCCACCACCCUGUCCCCUGGAACACUCAGGACAUUCCGGCAGCUUCCUAGGUCAAAAUUCUCUUCCCCAUACCCCAAGUUCUUUCUUUACUUAGCGUUAUCACUUUUAGUGUCUUUUCUCAGUCCCUCUCAGAGUCCUCAGUGGCAAUGGUAACCACUCCCCUAGUCUCCCUCAUAACGGUAAGACCCAUAAACACAGAGAGCUGGCCUCUUUACCACUGUCCCUAGCACACAGCAACAGUGUAUGGCACAUGGUUGACCCUCAUUGAAGAGGAUGAAAGCUGUUUGUUGAGAGUUUGGUACCAGGAGUUCCUUAGACCUGGAGCAAACCUCCCAGGACCUUGUCAGGCCCUGGAUUUGACCUGUCCUUAUGGGCUUGUUAGGGGUCACAGAGAAGAGGAACAUGAUGGUCUAUUAGAAUGCAGGAAAAAAAAUAUUAGAACUUUGAUUUAGAUUUAUUUUCAUCUCAUCUUUUUUAAAUUUCUAUUUUUGUGUAUGUUUUAUAAUGUACAUAAUAUUUUAGUACAGUAGUACAUGUAUAUAAUUUACAAAUAAAGAAUUAUACAAUUAA